Molecule: messenger RNA, 1430 nt
Organism: Suricata suricatta (meerkat)
Lineage: Eukaryota; Metazoa; Chordata; Mammalia; Carnivora; Herpestidae
Product: putative olfactory receptor 2B8
Exons: 2
Coding region: 101-1039 (312 amino acids)
Biological process (GO): G protein-coupled receptor signaling pathway
Cellular component (GO): membrane
Molecular function (GO): G protein-coupled receptor activity; olfactory receptor activity
Source: RefSeq, a predicted model, not a curated record
CGUAGGCAUUGGAUGAAAAUGGUCAUCACCUAGUCUUAUAUCUGGCAAUGUAUUUGGUCCAGUGUCACUAACUUUACAAGGAAACACAUGGUACAAAAAGAUGGAACAGAAAAAUGGCAGCUCUUUCACUGGGUUUAUCCUGCUGGGUUUCUCUGACCGGCCUCAACUGGAGAGAGUCCUCUUUGUGGUUCUUCUGAUCUUCUAUCUACUCACCCUGCUGGGAAACACAACCAUCAUUGCACUGUCCCGCCUGGACCCACACCUUCACACUCCCAUGUACUUUUUCCUCUCCAACCUGAGCUUUCUGGACCUGUGUUACACGACCAGCACUGUCCCUCAGCUCCUGGUCCAUCUCAGGGGGGCAGACAAGUCCAUCUCCUUUGGUGGCUGUGUAACUCAGCUGUUCUUCUCUCUAGGGUUGGGAUGCACAGAAUGCAUCCUCCUAGGGGUGAUGGCAUUUGACCGCUAUGCAGCCAUCUUCAGGCCCCUGCACUACAUGGUGAUCAUGCACCCUCGUCUCUGUGCCCUGAUGACUUCUGCAUCAUGGUUCAUUGCUUUUACCAACUCCUCAUUGCAGACGGUGCUCAUCUUUCUUGUACCACUUUGUGGGAGAAAUAAAAUAGAUCACUUCUACUGUGAGGUCCCCCCACUGCUCAAGCUUGCCUGUGUUGACACCACUGGGAAUGACUCUGAGAUCUUCUUUGUUGAUGUGAUCAUUCUCCUGAUUCCUGUGGCAUUAAUCACGUUUUCCUACAGUCAGAUUGUCAGGGAAGUGUUGAGAAUAAAGUCAGCUGCAGGGCAGAGGAAAGCAUUUGGAACAUGUGGGUCCCACCUCACAGUGGUCUCCCUGUUUUACGGCACGGCCAUCUAUGCUUACCUGCAGCCCAGCAACAGCCACUCCCAGGAUCAGGACAAGUUAGUUUCUCUCUUCUACACCAUCAUCAUCCCCAUGGCCAACCCCUUCAUCUAUACCCUGUGGAACAAGGAUGUGAUGGGAGCAAUAAAGAAAGUUUUCUGUCGCGGCUAUGACUCCAGAUGACUAGGGGUAAGACCCUGUGAUGGAAGACUUUGAAUGUGGGAGCUUUUAAGAUUUUGUGUCCUGCACAUGUCAUCCAACAUUUCCCCAGACCACUCUCAAGGGAAUAUGCUUAUCUCAUUCUUUUAUUCAAGUGAAUGUUCAAACUCUGAAUUCAUGGAUUCAUUACAGCCUCCAGAGAUGCUGACUUAAUGGCCUCACGACAUCUGCAUCAUAUUAUUAUUUCAAAAAGCUCCACAGAUUUUUCUUAUUUCAACCCCUUUUGGGAAUACUAUUCUUUUUCUAAUUGCCAAAAUACAUCUACACACAUACAAUAAAACCACAGCAACAUGAGAAUAUAAACAUCUCUUACAGUGUCAGAAAUAUUAAUAUAUUAAAUUUGUUUUAUUAUGUA